Molecule: messenger RNA, 1572 nt
Organism: Mytilus californianus (California mussel)
Lineage: Eukaryota; Metazoa; Mollusca; Bivalvia; Mytilida; Mytilidae
Product: protein mono-ADP-ribosyltransferase PARP14-like
Exons: 9
Coding region: 55-1572 (505 amino acids)
Biological process (GO): negative regulation of gene expression
Cellular component (GO): nucleus; cytoplasm
Molecular function (GO): transcription corepressor activity
Source: RefSeq, a predicted model, not a curated record
AGUAUAGAUAAUGAAUCUCCUAAGAGGCUGUUUUGGGGUUUACCCUACUUAGCGAUGCCAGAUCAAGACAAAGUUAAACAACAUUUACAAGAAAUGUUUUCCAAAGUAGAGGAAGAAAAGCUUAACAGCCUAGCAAUACCAUUGAAAAUGUGUGACAGCCUACCUGAAGUUACGUUAUUACAACAUUUCAAUGCAGCAUUUAAUAAGCCAGAACUGAAAUAUUUGAAAGUUAUUUAUUUGUGCUAUGAGGACAUCCAGAUGACCGAAAAAUUAACUAUGAUGUUGAAAAGCGGACAAAAUUCACUAAACUUUUACGAUUUUAGUAAAGUACCUACCUAUAGAGAUAAACCUUUAAAGGACAAGGAAAAUCCCGUAGAUGUAACUUUUCGAUGGACACAAGGAGACAUUAUUGACCAAAAGACUGAUAUCAUAGUUAACAGUACAAACAAAGAGCUGCAGCUUAAAAAAGGAGCCGUAUCAUUGUCAAUAUUGAAGAAAGUUGGAAAUUCUCUUGCUGAGAAAUGUCACGAGAAAUAUCCCAAUGGCAUUGACUAUGGCAGCUUGGCGAUAACGUCUGGAGAAAAAUGCUGGAAAUAUAUUUAUCAUUUUGCUCUACCAUCAUGGACAGUUAAUGCUGAAUUUUCAAAGAAGAUUUUUGAACAAGCAGUGUACAACUGCCUUAUACAAGCGGAAAAAGACAAAUGCAAUAGUAUAGCAUUCCCAGUUUUGGGAACUGGCAAGCUGAAAUACCCUUGGGAUGACGUAGCUCGGACAAUGCGAAAUGCGUUUUGCAAAUUUAAGUUUCAUUGUAGGCACAUUAAUUUGAAAGAAAUGAUAGUGGUAUUGCAUCCAGAUGAUAAGAGGUCAAUCGAGGCUUUCGAAACAUGGAUUGGAAAACAGUCAUAUUUAGAUCUCUUCUCUGAGGAGUUAUUGCAUCAGACAAAAUCCAUAUUAGAAGCGCGAUGUAAUGUUACGAAAAUCAUAAUUUUACAUUUACCAAGCACUAGAUUUCAUCAAAGCGACGCUCUGAUAACUAUUUCAGAUCCAGAACAUGCUAGUCCAGUCCUGAAGAAUAUUAAGGACGGAAUGAUAAAAGAUAAACAAGGCUGUACUUUCUGGUCAAUAAAAGUUUGCUCAAAUAAAACUAAUUAUAUAAGGAACAUGGGGAAAGUCCUUGAGUUUAUUUUAGAGGAAAGGCUGUCAACAAUUACAAUUUCUUUACUGGAAAAUGAUGAUACAUUACCAUUACGAAGGCAAUCAAAGAUUAUUCGAGACCUCGUGCUGGAAAAUGAAAAUAAUCGAUAUCUUCAAUUAGUAAAGUUAAUUGUUCUUGAUGGAAACAGUUUUGCCUCGCUUUUAUCAGAAACCGAACAGAGGAAACUAGAUAGAAGAUCUCGAUUGAUGCCGGGUAAAAAUGUUUUUGGUUUAUCAAAACCUACAUUUAAAGCUGUCACAUACUCGGAAACAAGUCAAUUACCAAAACUGAUCAUUUCAGCAAAGAUGGAAGAUGUUAUUGUAGUUAGUGAUUUAGAGGAAAAAUUAAAAGUAUCAUUAAAUGAAGCACUUGUAUAA